Messenger RNA from Lycium ferocissimum, 1014 nucleotides. RefSeq lists its product as uncharacterized. Gene Ontology annotation, molecular function: S-adenosylmethionine-dependent methyltransferase activity. NCBI's taxonomy places the organism in Eukaryota, Viridiplantae, Streptophyta, Magnoliopsida, Solanales, Solanaceae. The transcript is spliced from 8 exons. The coding region runs from base 41 to 919 and encodes 292 amino acids. The record is from RefSeq and is a predicted model, not a curated record.
GGCAGGAUAUAUUUGGAGUGGUCUCUUAUCCGCAAGUAAGAUGGAGAUGAGCAGGCUUGCGUGGUCGGUGAGCCUAUUUCCUAUUCAAAGGCCGUGUGCAUCUAUUUGGGGGAGGAAGGCGAGUGUUAUAAGGUGCUCAUCAGAUGAAUUCAAAGUGCUGACUUCAGUCACAAGUAAACACAAUAACAUUGUAAUCCUCGACACUCCCGACUCACGAAUCCUGCUUCUUGACUCUUCCAAUAAUGUGCAUAGCAUCCUUCACAAGGGAAACAAGUGGACUCAUGCAUAUUGGGAUGAGUUUGCCACCUUGCCAGCCAUUGUUCCAAAGGGUCCCGUCGCUAUCUUUGGCUUGGGGGGCGCAACUGCUGCACAUUUGAUGCUUGAACUAUGGCCUUCUUUGCUGCUUGUUGGAUGGGAGAUAGAUGAAAUUGUAUUGAUUGAAAAAGCAAGAGAAUAUCUUGGGCUCUCUGAUCUGGAGAAACAUACUGAAGUUGGAGGUGUGUUGGAAGUUCGUAUUGGAGAUGUACUUUCUCCGUCAGUUACUAUCCCUGGAGGUUAUGCAGGCAUAAUAGUUGAUUUGUUUUCUGAUGGAAAGGUUUUGCCACAACUGGAAGAGGUUACAACUUGGUUGGAGAUGAAUAAGAUGUUGAUGCCCAGUGGUCGGCUCAUGGUGAAUUGUGGUGCUGCUACCAAAGAAUUGCCUAAUACUUCUUCUGACCCUUGGGAGCUAAACGCAACUAUCAAUGCAUUAUGCGAGGCAUUUCCUGAGCAGGUAAGCUGGAAAAAGCUGCCAAAGAGAGCAGGAGAAAAUUAUCUUGCACUGACUGGACCAUUACCAGAUUUGGCUAUUUGGUCUGCUCGUCUCCCAGAUCAAUUAAGCUCAAGUGUCAAAGAAUGGAGAAGUUGCACGCCUUCGUGAAUGUGACAGUGGACUUGGUUAAGUUGUAAAUUUCCACAUGCCAAACCAUGCUGAAAAGGUCAUUUGUGCCGAUAAAAAGGUCAUUUGGUUAAGAA